ACAGAGGGCGCUUAGCGAAGCGUAACAUGCAAGAUGGAAGUCGAUUAGAAAGUAAGGCGGUGGUACCAGUCUCGUGCUAUUUAUAUUUACUGUAUUUUUGAAUGAAUAAAAAUCGACGGACGUCAUGAAAGCGUGAACAUGUCUCAUCUUUUGCCAGAGCUCGAACAAGAUCCUUUCGAUCCUGAAGAGUUUGUAGAAAGAUUAGCUUGGCGGACAACUGGAGGACACAAUGAGGGUGAUAAUUUUGAUCCAAAUAUUCUCCAUGAGGCAUUUGAUCAAGCUAUCAGAGAUCUUCGUAUCUUGUAUGAGAAUACCAAAAAAAAAUGUGAGAGACUUAAAAUGAUAUGUCGUGAAGAAGAAAAAAGACAUUGGGAUAAAAUUAGUGAACUUGAAGAAAAAAAUAAGGCUGCCUUUGCUACAUUUCAAGAAUUAGAUGAACAAAUUGAUUUUGUUGCUACAAAAGUUGUACAUUUAGGAGACCAGUUAGAAAGUGUCAAUACUCCAAGAGCAAGAGCUGUUGAGGCUCAAAAACUUAUGAAACAUUUUGCAGAAUUUUUAAGUCCAGGACCAUUAACCUCAGAAAUACUAACAGAUCAGUUUAAGUUGUAUGAAGGGGCAGAUGUGAUUCAAAAACUACAUUUAAUUUCUCAAGAAUUGCCUGUGGAAAAAUUUGAUAAAGCACGUAAAAGAAUUGCUCAGAAGUAUGAUGAAAUUGAGCGAGCAUUGAUUGAGGAAUUUGUCAGGGCACAUAGAGCUGACGAUAAAGUCAAAAUGAAAGAAAUUGCUAGCAUUUUAUCACAUUUUAAAGGUUAUUCUCAAUGUAUUGAUGCCUUCAUAGAACAAAGUCAAAUGGGAGCAUUUAUAGGAGUAAAUAUUUUUAAUGAUAUUGUGCCAUUAUGUGCAAAGAGUCAAGUAAUUAUAGAAGAAGUAUUUACUAAUCCAGAACAAGUAAUGGCAAAAUUUGUUCUUAAUAUAUUUCAUGGAAAAUUACAAGAACAUAUCCAGGCUCAGUUAAAUAAUAAAACUGAUCCAGAGAUAUAUUUAAAAACUCUGUAUGAUUUUUAUUCAAAAACAGUAAAAUUAUGUGGUGAGCUUUCUGUAUUUAAAAUGGGAAGUGAUACAACUUUUUUAAAUAAGCUUACAAGGCAUAUUUUUUCAAGAUGUCUAGAUACAUAUAUUUCCAAGGAAAUGCAAUGCUUAAAAGAUAAGUGCGUGGCAAUUCAACAACGUUAUUAUGAUUCUAAGAAUCAUCAGAAAAAACAUAUUCCAACUGGAAGUAUUCAUGAAUUGAGACGUGAUAUUCAAGCUAAAAUAGGAACAAGAACUAACAUUAAUAUUGGACCUGCAGUUGAAAAUUAUGGAGGCGAAACAUUUUUAUCAGAGGAGGUUGCAAUAAAUUUAUUGCAAGAAAGUAAAUUGGCAUUACAGCGUUGUCAUAUGCUUUCUCGACCUUCAGAUUUACCUGGAAAUGCUGUCCAAAUAUUUAAUAUUCUUUUACAGAGUUUGUGCGUUGAACAUAUAGAUUAUGCUCUAGAACUUGGAUUACAAGGUAUUCCUGUAACUGAACCUAAAAGUCCACCAGAAAUAUAUUUUUUUGAUGUAGUGAGGCAGUGUAAUGCUAUUUGUCAUUUAUUAGAAAAACAGUUUGCAGAUACAUUAGUUCCUCUUGUUGUAUCAACUCCAAAACAUGGGUAUUGUUUACAAAGGAAAAAAGCACUUUCAGAACAAAUGGAAUUAAAAUUGCAUAAUGGAUUAGAACGGUCGAUUUCAGCUAUUAUUGGUUGGGUAAAGUUUCUACUACAAUCUGAACAACGAAAAACAGAUUUUAAACCAGAAACUGAAGACUUAGUACUUGCAGUGGCCACACCUGCAUGUGUAAAAGUGGUCAAAUUUAUCAAUCAAAAUGUUGAAAAAAUAAGAGAUUCUUUGGAUGGUAAAAAUGUGGAGGCAUUAUUAACUGAGUUAGGUACAAGGUUUCAUAGAGUUAUAUAUGAACACCUUCAGCAGUUUCAGUACAGUUCUGUUGGUGCAAUGGUUGUUAUCUGUGAUGUCAAUGAAUACAGGAAAUGUGCCAAGGAAUUCCGUGUGCCUUUGUUGAACUCUUUAUUUGAUACCUUGUAUGCUCUAUGUAAUUUAUUAAUUGUGGUUCCGGAUUAUUUGAAGCAAGUAUGCACAGGAGAUCAAUUGGUGGGCCUCGAUCGUGCAGUUUUGUUAAGUUUUGUUCAGUUGCGUGCUGAUUAUAAGACAGCCAAGUUGGUAAAUCAAUUCAAAUGACCAUCAAAUGGAUUUGAUGAAUAUAUACAUAUUUAAGUCCAUUAUCAUUUUCCACAUUUGGAACAAGUAUUCCAUGUAUCUAUAGAAAAUUUCUAUUUAUGAAUGUUUGCCAUGCUGUAAGAAAGAAUAAACCCUUGGGGUUUUGAUAAUAAAAAUUGUAAAUGUUCUUACAAAAUAUUUUUGUAAUUAGUAUAUCAUUAUAGAAGGAUUAGAUUAAUUUUAAU
This is a messenger RNA of Centruroides sculpturatus (bark scorpion), 2498 nucleotides long. It is a transcript of the gene Sec10, whose product is annotated as exocyst complex component 5-like. The record is from RefSeq and is a predicted model, not a curated record. Bases 139 to 2274 code for a protein of 711 amino acids. NCBI's taxonomy places the organism in Eukaryota, Metazoa, Arthropoda, Arachnida, Scorpiones, Buthidae. Gene Ontology annotation, cellular component: cytoplasm; exocyst. The transcript is spliced from 17 exons. Gene Ontology annotation, biological process: exocytosis; Golgi to plasma membrane transport.